This is a messenger RNA of Meleagris gallopavo (turkey), 1073 nucleotides long. RefSeq lists its product as uncharacterized. Lineage: Eukaryota; Metazoa; Chordata; Aves; Galliformes; Phasianidae. The record is from RefSeq and is a predicted model, not a curated record.
UGCACAUGUGCGUGGGCUGGCCCAGCCUCCAGAGCACAGAUUCCAUUGCAGGACCAUCGCCUCGCCUUGCAGACACCAUGGUCCCGUGGGCCUGCUGCCUGCUGGUGGGGCUGUGUGCCCUGCUCCCUCAUGCCAUCCCCCAGCAGGACCCCCUUGGGGACGCUGAGCGCUGUGGCAUCACUUUUCAUGCCCCAAAUCCUUGCGGUCCACCCCGCGUGCCAUCCCCUCUUGCAUCUCGUGAGGAGCUGGAGCACCUGCAGAGCCUCCUGCAGCAGAACAGGGCCACGCUGCAGGAUGUGGAGGCGGCGGCGGUGCUGGAGGAACCCCAACCCCGGUACCAGGAUGUGAUCAAUGAGGCGCUGCCUGCAAUCCGUGGGGCCAACCAGGAAUUUGGGGAGAGCCUGGACAACGUGCGCAGGGAGCUGGAGGCUCACAUGGCCCAGAGCGAUCACCCGCAGGUGGUGGAGAAGAGGGAGAAGCUGCGCAAGGACAUCCGUCUGGUGGCCCACGUGCUGAAUCUCACUUCCCACCUUGCCCACGUCCUCGACGCCUCCUCCCAGCGCCUCCAGGAUGAGCUGAGCCUCCGCCUGCAGCGCUCGGCCACCCGUGCUGCUGCUGCCCAGCCAUAGGACACGGGCUGAGCUCUGCCUCUGCUCCCACCACAGCCUCGCUUGCUGGUAGGAUGCUGCUUUGCACUCAUGCUGUAUUGCUUUCAAGGAAUCCUUUUGCAGACAGCACUUGCAAAGCAAGCUGGGUGCUGGGUGGGGUUGAGGGCUGCAGCCUGCUGUGCAAGUCCUCAUCCACAUGAUGCCCAUCACCCCGAGUAUUUAAUAUGUUUGUCUUGUAGGAGCUCUGCCUGUGUAUGGCAGAGCCCCGUGGCACUGCGUGUGCCCCCUGCUGCAGGCUCCUUCCUUCUCCUUUGCUUCUCCCUGAACAUGCGAUGCCCAUGCAACCAUUUGCAGCCAGCCAAAAUCAGUCAAAAUCUGAGAAACAUGGAACAUCUCGAGCUGGAAGGGAGCCCCGAGGAUUACUGUGUGCAACCCCAAAAAUCCAAAUGCGAUGCCUGUCUUCAA